GCUUUAUCGAGAGGUUUCCAGACCUUCUGAUUUCCGGACUCGCUGUCAGUGUGAUCACGGUCGUAUGUUUGAUCCUAGGGGAUCGCACAGAAAGAAGCUGAUCUGUCUACAAGGACGAAGACGCUGUUGGGACUCGGAGUGUUCUGGAUACUGGCAAAGGGCGACAGCGCGCACGUAACGGCUUCGUGUGCUGCAUUCCACUAUGGGUGCAUUCAUCAAGACCCUCGAUGUUGCAGACGGCCCUUCUUCGAUGACAUACUUCAAUAACGACACUUCUAACUUACAAAAGCUUUCGAUGCUGCCCUCUGAUCUCGCGCCUCCCUCAGGGAACAACACCAGCUCCUGCCAGUGCCCGGUUUGCUCUCCUCUUCCCACCACACAAAAAGCAAGUCCCUUCUUCGCAUCAUGUCCCUUCAAACAAAGCGAUGUGUUCCCCUCCUAUACUCCAUGGAAUACAAGUGUGAACACUCCUGCCUGUGAAAUGAACCAGACAAUGUUGCAGUCUACAUACUUCGAAGGUGCACAGUACCUUCAAACAUCAUCAGACGUUCUUUGCUGCUUCGAUGAAAGUAUCGAUGUGACGACGAGUAUCGAUGAGGUCGCUGCUGCAGACCAGUUGCAUGAGUCAGCUCUGGGGACUUCACCUACGACCGUGGAAUCUAUCAGUACAGUGGCAUCGAAAAAUGAGAGAAGAAAAGCGCAGAACCGAGCCGCACAGAGAGCGUUCAGGAUUCGGCAACAACAAGCACUCGACGAUGCGAGCAAGGAGUUGAAGCACUUGAAGGAACAACUUCAACAAGCUAAUGCUCUGAAAGAUCAUUUCAAGAGACUGUUCGAAAACCUUACCAGCAACCACGAGAGCUACAGAGAGUUGGGAAUAUGCUAGGUCAAGGUGUUUGCCCAACCAGUCAUGAAGGCGCCUUGGAGCGAUAAAACAUAUAUCUUGAUGACGUUUAUGAUGACCAGGGAAGUAAAAUUUGUCUUUGAUCUCCGUGGGAGGCUCUUGUUCAUAUCUUUACUAAGAAGGAUUGUACGGAGAAGAAUCUCGGACACCUCAGCGCGCUGCGGGGAUACAUAUCAAACACUUUGUGGGCACAAGAGAGAACCGUCCGGAGGCUUCAACGAAAAGAGAAUUAUUGGCCUUGGACACAAAGGGAAAAGGCCAUGGUUCACAGCGAGCCUGUUCCAGAAAA
Exophiala viscosa is the source of this 1193-nucleotide messenger RNA. RefSeq lists its product as uncharacterized. Gene Ontology annotation, biological process: regulation of DNA-templated transcription. The transcript is spliced from 2 exons. NCBI's taxonomy places the organism in Eukaryota, Fungi, Ascomycota, Eurotiomycetes, Chaetothyriales, Herpotrichiellaceae. Gene Ontology annotation, molecular function: DNA-binding transcription factor activity. The record is from RefSeq and is a predicted model, not a curated record. The coding region runs from base 203 to 886 and encodes 227 amino acids.